CGUGCGUUAGAAAAAAAAAAGGGGGGGGUAUGACAGCGUUUUAUCCAUCCCCGUCACCAGGAUACUCCUCCCCUCCCCUUUGACUCCGACAGUAGAGGUCUCUGAAAGUUUGGGAGAAAACGAGAGAGAGAGAGAGAGUAGCAGGGGUCAAUUAGGGUUUAAUCGAAACGAUAAAUCUGAGGUUCGUGCAGUCCUGAGAGAUUCAACGGUUUGCUUCUUGUAGCUGAGUUUGUAUUAAAUAGCUCUUUCGUCUAUCUUGAAUCAGAAAUGUCUCAAAUCAAUCUACCGUUUGAAGUCGGUCACACCAUCGAAGCAAGAUCUUUCGAAUUGGGGUUUCGUGGAGCAUGGUUUCGUUGCAAGAUUACAAAGAUAUUCAACAAAGGGAGAUCAUUAUUCUAUGAUGUGGAGUAUCUUGAUUUCACAGAAGAAGGAAUACACACAACAAAAGUAUUCCAAAAACGCCAAGGCGAGAACGAUAAUAUCCUAAUGGUUCGACCCAUACGUCCACGUCAGUCUCAUGAAAAUGAGGAAGGUUGUGGUCGAGAAGAAGAAGAAGAAGAAGAAGUUGUUGUUGUUCACGGUCUUUGGAAGGUGGGAGACUUGGUGGACUGGUGGAAAGACGAUUGCUAUUGGUCUGGGACGGUUCUAGAAGUGAGAGAAGAAGAUGAAACGGUUAAGAUUGAAUUGGUGCCUGAACCGUAUGGGGAAGGAAAAGGCUACGAUGCUAUGUUUAAGGAUUUGGUUCCUUCAUUGGAAUGGUCACUUGAAGAUGGUUGGAUUGUGCCUUUCUCUAAGGAUGGGGAAAAGAGGCAGUGUGCUAAGCUAAUGAAACUUCCAAAUGAAGACCAAGUGAAAGGAGCUGACGAAGAAACUAGAGAAGAAGAAAAGCUGAGACCCGCAAAGAAGUUAGUAGGAGAUGAAGAUCUUGCGUUGAAUAUCAUGGAAUCAGAGUCUAUAGAAGCUGCUGUGAUGGACUUGGAGGAGCAAAUUGUUCGAAUAGAAUGGAUAAAAGGAAUGUUAUUGCUAAAUUCAGAUAAUUCAACCUGGAUAUAUGAGGAUUAUCCUCCUCCAUCUUCCUAAAAAUAUGUGACAGGCUUUGAAUUAGUUCUCUUCUGUAUCACAAUUUGUUACAGUCCUUAGGUGGAGGAGUAGAGUAGAAGAUGUAAAUGAGGGUAAGACCUAAGGUGGAUCAUAUUUGACACGUUUUGAGAAAAUUGAAAACGGAACAUGACUGUUUCUUAGACGUCUUUCUUUUAGGUAUUUUGGUUUCCUUUGUUGAUAUACUUUGCAACAAUUUCCUCUGUAUUUAACCUCGAACCUACUUUUGGUAGUCUGGGAAUUGAUCUAACGAGAAAGUUAAGGAUUAGUAAUUUCAUUCUCUAA
This is a messenger RNA of Brassica rapa (field mustard), 1383 nucleotides long. RefSeq lists its product as uncharacterized. Lineage: Eukaryota; Viridiplantae; Streptophyta; Magnoliopsida; Brassicales; Brassicaceae. The record is from RefSeq and is a predicted model, not a curated record.